AUGCCUUGGCGUCAAUUUAUAAGGAAUUUAACAAAUAAUGAAGAAUUAAUUCGUCGUCUAUCAGAAUCUUAUCCAAUUCGACGAGCAGCACAAUUAACAGCUUAUUUUUAUAGUGCUAGCAAAGAUAAAUUUAUUGAACAACGAGAUACAUGGGCAAAUUACAAAGAAUUACGACGACAACAAGAAAAAAGUCGAACAUCAACAACACCACCACCAUCAUCAACAAAAACAACACCAAAAACAACAAUAAUUAAUAAGAAAAAGCCUUCCUCUUAA
Messenger RNA from Adineta steineri, 276 nucleotides. Lineage: Eukaryota; Metazoa; Rotifera; Eurotatoria; Adinetida; Adinetidae. The record is from the annotation of a GenBank genome assembly.